AUGGUACGUAAGUUCCGAGCACCAAUGGCUCUUUCCUCUCUGGUGGAAGAUCAGGCCUUGGCGCGUUCUCGAUGGCAAGCCGUUCACGAGGCAGCUCGAGUUCUUGGUAAAACAUUUGAAGAAGCUUUUAUCCAUGGCGUUUGCCGACUUCUUGCUGCCAUCUACCAUUUGGGUUGUGCUGGAGCAAUACCUCCACAAACGUCACCUCCCCCUGUGACAGACUUAACACAUGCCUCAACUUCACUUACCUCACCACGAAUAUUCAUAAACCGUGACGCCGCAGAACGGGCUGCUAGUCUCCUUGGAUGUCCCUCUGUGGAACAUCUGGCCAAUGAGGUAUUCAGUACAACAGGCAUCAAUGAUGCAGACUCCGCUACUUCACAGCCCCCUAGUAAUCUGGAACUUCUCGGCGGAUUUGUGGCGAACUUAUAUGCGAUCGCCACCAAUACAUUGAGAGAUCUUAUAAAUAGGUAUGCAAGAAAACUGCAUUUUGAAUUUGAUAAUGUAUAUGGUCUAAAUAGCACUUUAAAUUAA
Rodentolepis nana is the source of this 534-nucleotide messenger RNA. The record is from the annotation of a GenBank genome assembly. NCBI's taxonomy places the organism in Eukaryota, Metazoa, Platyhelminthes, Cestoda, Cyclophyllidea, Hymenolepididae.